GUCGACGUUGACGGCUUCAUUAGCACGAAAGGGUUUAAAUGUCACGAUCUUGCCGACAUUGUUCUCCGAGCUGAUUAACGGAGCCUGUAAAAACAGCAUCUGGAUUAGCCGUGAGAGUUAGCCGUUAGCUUUACGUUUUCAUGACAGCGCAGGCGAUAAACAUAACCGCCGUAUUUAUUUUCUCUUCCGCGUAUUUUAUUUUGGAGUACUUGAUAACUAUCUGUUGCUGGAAAGCAGGCACAGUCCGUCAAAAGACACUUUGUACGUGCAGACAGAUGCUUUGUGCAUUCAGUGACACAAAGAGUUAUAAGUGCAUACAGGAGCUAAUUUUAGCGUGCUAGCUCAGUGUCUACAUGCUCAAGCAGAUAACGUUAAAUGAUUUAUUACAUUAUGAUAAGUAUGAUAAUAUAAAAAACACUCAAUGCUGAUGACUGAGGUAAACAUGCUUAGAGAUGUCUGAACAACGUGCCAGUUUUCAGUUUUAACCAGCGUCAACAGAGCAGAACAUCCCCCAGAUGUCAGUUGUCAAAGAUAAUCACGAGAAGACGUGGUGUAUGAAGAUGACACAGACGGUCCAGACGAAUGGGGUUCAACCCCUCAGCAAGACCUGGGAGCUCAGUCUAUAUGAAUUACAGAGAACUCCACAGGAGGCCAUCACGGAUGGUCUGGAGAUCGCAGUGUCUCCACGCAGCCUGCACAGUGAGCUUAUGUGUCCCAUCUGCCUGGACAUGCUGAAGAACACUAUGACCACCAAGGAAUGCCUGCACCGUUUCUGUGCCGACUGCAUCAUCACUGCUCUCAGAUCAGGGAAUAAGGAGUGUCCAACAUGCAGAAAGAAGCUGGUGUCUAAGCGCUCUCUCCGUCCAGACCCUAAUUUUGAUGCUCUGAUCAGUAAGAUCUACCCCAGCAGAGACGAAUACGAAGCCCACCAGGAGAGAGUUCUGGCCCGCAUCAGCAAACACAACAACCAGCAGGCGCUCAGCCACAGUAUCGAAGAAGGCCUAAAAAUCCAGGCCAUGAACAGACUGCAGAGGGGGAAGAAGCAUCAGAUUGAAAACGGCAGCGGGGCAGAAGACAAUGGGGACAGUUCACAUUGCAGCAAUGCGUCAGUGCACAGUAACCAAGAGGCUGGACCCAGCAUCAAACGAACCAAAACCUCAGAUGACUCUGGACUGGACAUGGACAAUGCCACAGAGAAUGGAGGAGGAGACAUUGCGCUGGACGGAGUCAGUGAGAUUGAGCUUGUGUUUCGUCCUCACCCAACGUUGAUGGAGAAAGAAGACGCCGCUCAGACAAGGUACAUCAAGACUUCAGGGAACGCCACAGUGGACCACCUUUCCAAAUACUUGGCCGUCAGAUUGGCUCUGGAGGAAAUGCGCAAAAAUGGAGAGGGAAGCCCCAUCAAUGUAGAAGCCGCCAGUGAAAAACAGUACACAAUCUACAUCCCUACAGCAAACAACCAGUUCACAGUCCUGAACGGCUCUUUCUCCCUGGAGCUGGUGAGCGAGAAGUACUGGAAGGUCAACAAGCCCAUGGAGUUGUACUUCGCCCCAACGAAGGAGCACAAAUGAGUCCUGUGAGACACAAGGGUCAGAAUUGACCCAGGACAGAAGGUUCAUCCUCUCUUCUCUCUCUCUCUCCCUGUUCUUUUCUGUAUUUUUCUCGCUGUUUCUCCUCAUCUGGAGUUUACUAGUCUCUGGAUCCCUCAAUAACUGUGCUGCUUUGAUUUGGUUUUGUUUUUUUUAUUAUCUUUUUUUUGUAUAGGAAUGAGACUAGGUUCAUUCAUUGGGGUUGGAGGGCCAUUGAAGUUUUGGAUUCAUCCCCCCUCUUUAAGUUGACACAAUCGUUGUUACAUGUGAAGUCCUUUUUGCAUCAAGAGGACUGUGACGUUGCCUUCAACAAGCCAAAUUUUUAGUCUACAAUUGCAACCGUAUCAUCAUGGGGAAGUCCUCUCGAGUGCUUCAUGAAAGACUCUAUCAGAAAGUGGCUUUUGUAGCCAAUGGCGCUGUCCAUUAUAAUCCUACUAAGAGUUUUCAAGUGCAUUUUCUGACAACACCAUUCCUGUAGCAGCAACAUUUGUUCACAAAUCUGACUGCAUCUUGACACUGUGUACCAGUACAAUGUGUUGGCUUGGGUCACAUGACACUGUCAUAUCACUUGUCCGUAGUACUGUGUUGGUCAUCAGAUGUUUCGGGGAUUGUACAUACUACUAUCACUUUAUAGAAAAAACUACCUGGAACAUGUAUAUUAACACCAUUGCUACGGAUAUUAUAGUACCGUUUCAUAAACACACAUGUUGGCAGUUGUAUAUUUGGACUGGUUUUUGAUAGUUGCAUUUCUUCUUAGAUGCUUCAUUUAAAGAUAUGGAAAACCUUUUAGAGCAUUACGUGUUUUUAGUUCGACAUCCUCGACAUUCAUUUGAGUUCAUGUUGUGGUUUGGAAAAAAAAUGUAUAAGACGUUGUUUGUUUGGAAAAUAAAUAAAAAAUGUAUGCAAA
Danio aesculapii is the source of this 2496-nucleotide messenger RNA. RefSeq names its product ring finger protein 2 (gene rnf2). Gene Ontology annotation, molecular function: chromatin binding; ubiquitin protein ligase activity. Bases 516 to 1571 code for a protein of 351 amino acids. The record is from RefSeq and is a predicted model, not a curated record. Gene Ontology annotation, cellular component: PcG protein complex; ubiquitin ligase complex. The transcript is spliced from 7 exons. Lineage: Eukaryota; Metazoa; Chordata; Actinopteri; Cypriniformes; Danionidae.